AGAAGAAGAAGAAGAAGAAGGAAAAAAGACGCAUGCUUCCGCACCACGUGACUAACAGAUAUUGAUGGCGGCUCCUUGUUCUGCAGGACUUGUAUCCAGGACAUCAGGACUGGGUGGUUUCCUGCGGAGAGUUUGUUGUCUAGGAAGCUGUGGUCCCCCCACAGCCCUACUGUGUCAGCAACAUCGGCGCUUUUUCUGGAGGAAGUGGAAGAAUUCUCACUCUCACAAUGUAGUUCGUCCAGCUGCUGUUAGACCUGCCUACGUGGUACCCAAGCACAUUGUGCGACCUAGCUAUGUGGGCACUGGAGUGGUCCCAGAAUGGCCAGACUACAUAGAGAUCAAGGACCAAGAGCAGAUUGAAGGUCUUGCCAGAGCAUGUCAGCUAGCCAGGCAUGUGCUGCUACUAGCUGGACGCAGUCUGAAGGUUGGUAUGACGACAGAUGAAAUAGACUUCAUCGUGCACCAGGAGACCAUCAAGAACAACGCCUACCCAUCACCUCUCAGAUAUGGGGGUUUCCCCAAAUCGGUCUGCACAUCUGUGAACAACGUGGUCUGUCAUGGCAUACCUGACAGUCGGCAACUUCGAGAUGGAGAUAUCAUCAAUAUUGAUGUCACUGUGUAUUUGGAUGGUUACCACGGCGACACCUCGGAAACCUUCCUGAUUGGCCAGGUGGAUGAGGUCGGCCAACGACUGGUGGAAACUGCCAGGCGUUGCCGAGAUGAGGCCAUUGCUGCCUGCAAGCCGGGUGCACAGCUCUGUGUUAUAGGGAACACUAUUAGUGAAGUAGCCCAUGCCAGUGGCUUUCAAGUGUGUCCGUAUUUCAUUGGACAUGGAAUAGGCUCCUGCUUUCAUUGCCAUCCUGAGAUCUGGCACCACGCUAAUGACAAUGACAUGACCAUGGACGAAGGAAUGGCUUUCACAAUAGAACCUAUACUGAUGGAGGGGUCUGCAGAAUUUAGAAUCCUGAAGGACAAGUGGACCGCAGUGUCCGCAGAUGAUAAAAGAUCGGCUCAGUUUGAACACACGGUGGUCAUCACAUCUGAUGGAGUGGAUAUUCUCACUAAACUGCCAGAAGAGAGCAAUCUGUGACCUGAAGUGAUCUACCUGCUGACCUCUACAUAAACUUUU
Molecule: messenger RNA, 1129 nt
Organism: Thunnus maccoyii (southern bluefin tuna)
Lineage: Eukaryota; Metazoa; Chordata; Actinopteri; Scombriformes; Scombridae
Gene: metap1d
Product: methionyl aminopeptidase type 1D (mitochondrial)
Exons: 10
Coding region: 65-1090 (341 amino acids)
Biological process (GO): proteolysis
Molecular function (GO): metalloaminopeptidase activity
Source: RefSeq, a predicted model, not a curated record